Molecule: messenger RNA, 3652 nt
Organism: Owenia fusiformis
Lineage: Eukaryota; Metazoa; Annelida; Polychaeta; Sabellida; Oweniidae
Source: the annotation of a GenBank genome assembly
GUUCGCCGAUGAGGACACAAUUUCACUAUUAUAUUCUUGUCAUAAUUGCGUUUCUUGGUCAGUAAUAAAGACGUUAGUUGACAACCAAUGAAUUGUUCAUGGUGUACAACAAAUAACGACAAGGAAAUGUGUGUACAGACAAGAAAAUAUGUAAAUAGCUUGCAAACAUUUUGGACGUGAUAUCUUGCACCUAGUGACCUUAUUUGACAUUCUUUCAGCGGCAAAUUCAAAGUUACAGCAACAUGAAGACCAGAGACCAAAAGAAAUACUUGCCGCCUAUGGUGAAGCCUGAGACCCUCAAACAGAAAGAGAAUAACAAGGUGCAUGACACUACAAUCAAAUCACACAGUCUGAAAAUAACUUCUAAAGAUGUCACAUUUAAUGAAAGAACAGUCACAUUUGACUUAAACCCUGAGGUAAUUAGGGCACUAGACAGGUUAGAAAUGGCUAAAUCACAGAGAACGCAACUUGAAGUACUUGCCAAACUUGAAGCCAUUCAUGACCGCAUCCGACGGGCUUUAUCAUCUGGUGGACUUCCUACUAAUGUUUACAUGUCAACAAAGGAGGCACAGAAGGUAAUUGAACAACAAAGUCGACCUCCCUUCUUUGAAACCAAAGCAAAGAAAAACAAGCUAGAACAUCAGAGACAGAUGAUGGAACUGAUUGCUAACUUCCAAGAAUGUUGUAAACAGAGAUCAUCAGUGGUGGAUGAGGUAUAUGAUUGGUUGCAAUCGUCCAAAGAUCUGGAGGAGAAUGUUGUAUCUGGGAAAGUUCUUGCUAAGCGGUUGAAGGAGUACAAUGACAUUGCUACUGAAAUAGAGGAUGCAUUGAAAGUUGCAAAGGGCGCUGCAGGUAAAAUGAACACUUUAGGGUACAAGAUGUUGAAAGCUGCUGGGGAAAUAGACUCAGAUGACGAGGAGGCAGAUAGGCUUGGGCUUCCAAGACCAGUAAAACAGAAUAAACCUUCUGAAAAGACUACAGUGUUUGAUGAGAGCAUGCUAUUAGGUGAUACAGGACACUUUAAGAAUGCAUGUAAAGAGGUGAAGAAAACAUUAGAUGACACUAUUAAGAGCACAAAAUCUGGAACCACUCGUCUAUUGAUGCGGGGUGCCUCUAAGCAGUUCAAGUUCAUAACAAGUGCCAUUGAAAAGAGAAAUGAAGAUUAUCAAAAACAAGCUGAACAGUUACUUACGACAUCACUGGACAAUGAUCGCCUGAAUAAUGCCAAUGAGAGGUUGAAUGGAGAGGUUGUGGCCUUUGAGAAGAAUGCCAAUCGAUUGGAGAAUCAGUCAGAAAAAUACAAAAAACUUUUGAAAGAAUUAAAAGCUGAGAACUAUCUUAUGGAACAAAAGAUGGAAGAGUUAUUUCGCGAAAUCGAGGACUUGAAGCAUGAACCGGAAAAACAUACAAGACAACCUAGCAACAUUACCUUCAGUAAAGAAUCUUUGAGAUCUGUACGGAAGAAAUCUUCAGGUGAAUUGAGGGAAUGUUGCAAGGUGUCCAGUAAGGCAUCGUUGAGUGACCACCCUGUAGUAAUGAACCUGAAGGAAGAGAUUGAGGAAUACAAAUCCCAGGUACAGAGAUGUACUGAAGAUGCAAUUCAGAUGAAACAAGAUUUGAAACAUGAGCAAGAAAGGAUGGCAAAGCUUCAAGCCCAUAUGGAGAUGCAAGAAAUGAAACAAGCCGAGAAGAAGAAACUGUUAGAUGAGCAGCAACUCAACAACAAAUUCAAAUCUCUUCAAGCUGAAAAUGAUAAACUUGAGGUACAGAUUGCUCAUCUCAACACAGAACUUAAUUGUAGGGAUGAAAAGAUUGAAUACUUAGAAAAGCAACUCCAUGAUGGGAAUAAGGAAUCUCUGUCACCAAAGCGGAAGUCAAGCUCUGCUGGUGUUGAUAAGGAAAAGUCAAAAGAACUGAAGAGAGUUGUAACUAAACUUUGUAAGGAGCAUGAGGGUGAACUAGCCACACUGAAUGAUCACAUAGCUAAGGAAAAACAGAGACAUGAGGCCAGUUUGCGUAAAGUUGAGUCCAGCCAUCAGGAGACCCUUGUCAGCAUACACAAAGAGAGUCUCCAUCUUUUGAGAGCUAUUAAUAGAUUCAAGGAAUCUCUAGCCUCUAUCUUGGAGCGGGAGAACAUGCCAGCUGGUGCAUUUGAAGUGAGACAGUUAGAAAACUUGAUAACAGAUGAAAAGACAUCAACAGACACACGUCAGAUGCUGUGCAAUAUGGCAGGAGAUGCUGUUGAAUUGUUGGUAUCAUUGGAGUCUAAACUGUCCCAGACACUCAUGAACAACAGUCUAGAGAUUAAAGAUGAACAGCUUUCUAAAAGCUUUGCUACUAAGGAUCUACAGGCUCAGAUGGAGAUUGUCACGAGAGUGAGGAAAGAGAACAAUGACCUCAUAGAUAAACUCAGAAAUGUUAAAGAAAAGCUGGCUAAUACAGAGCAAGAUUUGAAAGAUAUCACCAAGAUGGAGAAUAAGAAAUACAAUGACUUAAACGUGCGCUACAAAUCCCUGUGGGGGCAAUAUGGUGCGGUGGAGCGACAACUGGCACAAUUACAAAUGGAUUAUACAGGACUCAUCAAGAAGAAAGACAAGGCUGUGAAAUCUGUUGUUCAAAUGAAGAAAGAAAUGGCAAGAUCUUUGGAUGACCAACGUAUUGUUGUAACACAGAUGCAAUUAGAGGCUCGGCGUAGGAAAGCAGAGAAUGAGAGGGACUUUGUGCUGAGCUUGGAGGACCAGAGAAAGAACCUUCAUGUUGUAGAGCAGGCUUUCACUCAGAACAAAAUAUCACACGAUCUGUAUGAGUUAACUGUUGAUUUGAUCAAGAAGGCAAUUUCUAUACCAGAGUUAAAGUUACGUCAUCUUUUUGAACGAUACAUUGCAUUUAGGAAGUUCAAAGCUGAAAAAGUUAAGCUUCAAACAAACCUGAAGAAUGCAGAGUUACCUCCUCAGCAGAGUGCAGAGCUCCGUAGCUUCCUCCACGUCAUAAAUCGUAGACUUCACAGAAACAACAAAAAAUGGGAGGAAAGGUUGACAGAACUGAAGGAAGAAAGAUGUCACUUGUUUGAACGAAUGUGUAAAUUGUUUAGUGAUGUGGUUAGUGAAACUGGCCUGCUAUUGAUUCAACCAAUCAAACAGACUGAUUUAGUUGACACCGGGAGUCCACCGUUAAUGGCAAGGUCACCAGGUUACCCAGGGGAUCUUGUGCUGCCCCCUGUUGAUCCAAUGCCCCAAGCUCUUGUGGGGACUGGGAUGCCUCUUCUGGGGGAUAGGGGACCUUACUGGAAGUCACCCUCUCCUUUACCACUCAGUCCAGUUGGACAGAGGAAGUUACAUGAAGUGUCCCGCCUACUUGAUCUUGACGUGAAUCAAGCCAGAGUUCAAGCAAUCAGGCGACUCCAAAAGAUGUGUAAGCAACCGCUACCUGUUGCUAAGGCAACCGCUUAUGACUAUGUGGAACAUGUAAAACCAUUGGAAGAAUCACUACCAACAUUUGGAUUUACUUACAGGGAUGAUCCCUCUGAAUACUAAUCAAUGAAAUUAUUGAUAUUAUCUUUAAUCAAUCAGUUGAUUAUGAUAUCAUCAAUUUAUUUUGAUCAAUUUAUUUAUUAUGGUGAUUGUAUUAUGGACAAUAUUAUUUUGAGUAGUAC